AUGGCACGUGGUCCCAUUCCCCCAUCUAACAACGGGUGGUCCAACAGAGCCAACGGCAAUGGCGGACCCAGGCGCCCGAGCGAGGCCGACAGAUCCGACAGGCCGGUCUUGCCCUCGGUGAACGAGAUCCUUUCGGGAGACUAUAUGCCCUCACGCUUCUCCCGAACCCCCUACGCCGUAAAUUCUCCCCCUGCCGUGCCUACGCCGGAAGGAUAUGAAGACCGUCCCGAGAGCCCGCCAGCUUAUAGCUACGCAUCGAUUUCGGACAACCACCAGCAGAGGCCCCUUGCUCCGAUGCAAGAUGACAGAUCGAGCCAGGUUCCGCGGCGCUAUGGUUCUCAACAGCAGGCACCACUAAGUCCGCGCUCUAACCCCUCGAGCUGGGCUAGUCCCCCCCGGACUCCUCCUGCACCUCGUCUCCCGAGUUUUCCGCCGAUCAGGGAGUCCGUUCCCAUGGAACCUUAUGAUCACUUCGUGCCUUCCCCGAGCCGCCCGAGACCUCAUGAGAUGAACUAUGAGCGAGCCCCCGAGGCAAUGUCCCGGAUGUCAGUCGCCUGGCCAGAGACCCGGCAUGCCGAGGGCGGCGACUACUACAGAGCUCCCCCGAGUUCAGGCGCUGCCCAUGGACGACCGUCCCAGCCCCAACCGAGGGAGCCGAGGGAGUUCUAUAGAUUACCCCCUCUCCCUUACCGCCCUCACCAUGAACCCACCCACCACGCCCGUCCUUAUCCAACACGUCGCCAUCACAGCUUUUCCUUCAGUCCUGCUACCUACUGGGAUCGCCGCCCAUUAUUCCCCGAGGACGAGUACUCCCCGGCACACUCAAAUUACAUGCGAGAGCCCAAUGGCGAGAGCAGGCCGAAGCGGCGGCGCGGGAACCUACCCCGGGAGUCGACCGACAGGCUUCGCGCGUGGUUCGACGCGCACCAGGAGCACCCGUACCCCAGCGAGGAGGUGAAACAGGCGCUGAUGCGCGAGACGGGCCUCCAGAUGAACCAAAUCUCGAACUGGUUCAUUAAUGCCCGCCGCCGCUAUCUCAAGAAGCCUUUACGCCCCGGCCCCGAUGGGGCUUCAGACGCCUCGUUUCCCUCACCCACCGAACGAAACCGCAAUGCUUCCUUCAGCGACAGCGAGGGAAGCCUUUACGCCAGCGAACCGCUCACCGCCGGUGCCAACGGAAUCUCGGACCCGCGAACUGCGCCACCACCGCUGGUACCACCUGGGGCCGUUGAUGAACGCUCGUUGUCCCGAACCAAUGGCUUUGGCAGGCAGUCUGUCUAG
Molecule: messenger RNA, 1281 nt
Organism: Canariomyces notabilis
Lineage: Eukaryota; Fungi; Ascomycota; Sordariomycetes; Sordariales; Chaetomiaceae
Exons: 2
Coding region: 1-1281 (426 amino acids)
Biological process (GO): regulation of transcription by RNA polymerase II
Molecular function (GO): RNA polymerase II cis-regulatory region sequence-specific DNA binding
Source: RefSeq, a predicted model, not a curated record